Molecule: messenger RNA, 1014 nt
Organism: Perca flavescens (yellow perch)
Lineage: Eukaryota; Metazoa; Chordata; Actinopteri; Perciformes; Percidae
Product: acidic leucine-rich nuclear phosphoprotein 32 family member E-like
Exons: 7
Coding region: 131-916 (261 amino acids)
Biological process (GO): regulation of apoptotic process
Cellular component (GO): nucleus
Molecular function (GO): phosphatase inhibitor activity; histone binding
Source: RefSeq, a predicted model, not a curated record
GCUUAUCUGCGGAGGGUCGGGCGCGAGCGAACAUGGAGGUUUAGUUAUCGUGUAAUAUCUCCAGAAGGAAGAAGCCGUUGAAGAUAGUUUUCCCCCUUUGUUCCGUUAAGUGGUUGUGUUCAGCUCCAACAUGGACAUGAAGAAGAGGAUUAGUUUGGAGCUGCGGAGCAGGAACCCCAAGGAGGUGGUGGAGCUGGUGGUGGAUAACUGCCGCUCCAGUGAUGGAGAAGUGGAAGGUCUGACAGACGAGUACACCGAGCUGGAGAUCCUCAGCAUGGUCAACAUCGGCCUCUCGUCGCUCGCCAAACUGCCCUCGCUGCCCAAACUACGCAAGUUGGAGGUGAGUGAUAACACAAUCUCCGGUGGUCUGGACUCUCUGGCGGAGAAGUGUCCCAACCUGACACACCUGAACCUGAGCGGCAACAAGAUCAAAGAUCUGAGCAGCAUCGAGACGCUGCCGAGCCUGAAGAACCUGAAGAGUCUGGACCUGUACAGCUGUGAGGUGUCAGCGCUGGCCGACUACAGAGAGAGCAUCUUCGAGCUGCUGCCUCAGAUCACCUUCCUGGACGGAUACGACCAGGAGGACAACGAGAUCCCUGACUCGGAGGCCGAAAACGACGAUGAAGAUGACGACGAUGAUGAUGAAGAGGAUGAAGCCGGUCCCCUUCGAGGCGGCGGCGAUGAUGAUGACGAUGAUGAUGAUGAAGACACUGACAGCUCUGAGGGAGAAGAGGUCGGCCUGUCGUACCUGAUGAAGGAGGGAAUCCAGGACGAGGAAGAUGAUGGAGACUAUGUGGAGGAAGACGAGGAAGGCGAGGAGGAAGAGGAAGAUGGAGAUGUGGAGGGUGCAGAUGUUCAGGGAGAGAAGAGGAAGAGAGAUGCAGAGGACGACGGUGACGAUGACGACGAUGAAUAGCCCCCCAGCUGUUUCCCUGGUAACCAGACGGAUCACAGAGCAGAACUCCGCUCUGAUUGGACCACACAUUGAAAUCAAUAACACACAAGUUGUUCAAG